Messenger RNA from Uranotaenia lowii, 5286 nucleotides. RefSeq lists its product as uncharacterized. Gene Ontology annotation, molecular function: zinc ion binding; nucleic acid binding. The transcript has a single exon. NCBI's taxonomy places the organism in Eukaryota, Metazoa, Arthropoda, Insecta, Diptera, Culicidae. The record is from RefSeq and is a predicted model, not a curated record. Gene Ontology annotation, biological process: DNA integration. Bases 1 to 5286 code for a protein of 1761 amino acids.
AUGGCUACGACAUCCGCUUCCAGUUUGUCAUCGAAAAAUCCACCGCUGCGCAAUCUACAAACAAAGGUGAAGGCGUUGAUGGAGAUGUUUAAAUCAAUAACCAUUUUUGCAAGCACUCUGGGGGAAGUUACUUCAGCUCAACAAAUCCAGGUUAGGCUGGAGAAACUGGACGAUUUAUGGGAUCGGAUCAACGACGCGCUGAUCGAGGUUGAGAUGCACGAAGAGUACUCGUCGAAAGAAGCAACAUGUUCCAAUAUACGGCAGGAUUUCACCACGAAGUACUACAACGCCAAGGCAUCUAUGUUGGAACGCAUCAAGGAACUGGAAGGAGGUGUCAGUGUUCUACAUUCCACCCGUAUGAUGGACUCGUCAAUUCAACCAACCAUCGAGCAUGUCAGGCUACCGCAAAUCAAGUUGCAAACGUUCGACGGUGACAUCGACCAGUGGCUGAGCUUCCGAGACCUGUACUUAUCCCUGAUCCAUACCAAGACGGACUUACCGGAGGUUGAAAAGUUCCACUACCUGAAGGGCUGUCUCACCGGCGAAGCGCGGGCUCUCAUCGAUCCGUUGGCACUUACGAGGGCGAACUAUCCAGUAGCCUGGGACAUCCUAAUGGCCAGGUACAACGACAGCAAGGUGUUGAAGCGCAGGCAGGUUGGAAACCUAUUCAAACUACCCAAGGUGGCUAAGGAGUCGGCCGUCGAUAUUCAGGCACUACUGGAAGGUUUCGAACGCGUCGUGAAAACCCUGGACCAAUUGGUAAAACCGGAAGAAUAUAAGGACCUGUUGUUGCUGGAAAUGUUGUGCUCCAGACUGGAUCCAAUUACACGUCGUGCAUGGGAAGAGCACAGUGCUCAUCAGGACCAGGACAAGGUGGUAGAUUUAACCCAAUUUCUCCAAACCCGCGUGAAAAUCUUGGCAUCGCUUCCACCUAAGGCUCACGAUAACAAGCAGGAAGGUUUUCAAUGGCCGAAGAAACCCAACGUAACCAGAACAAGUCACAGCGCAGCACAGAUGAUGGCCGGAAGUUGCAUUGCUUGUCCGGAAUCCCAUUUGUUGUACACCUGCCCUACGUUCCUGAAGUUGAGUGCUUCCGCUCGAGACAAGCUGCUGCGACAAAAUUCUCUCUGCAGAAACUGUUUUCGGCGUGGUCAUCAAGCUUCGGACUGCAGAUCGAACCAGGUUUGUCGCAAAUGCAAAGGAAAACACCAUACGCUAGUCUGCUUUCGCGUCGACAGUGCAGGAAACAACUAUACACGUCCAUCGCAACCUUUGGCAUCUGCUGCCAACAGUAAUCAAUCCGCUUCAGCAACCACCUCAGCCGUCAACUUAGGAUCCGUUUCAUCGAACAUGGCAAGGAAUCAUUCCUCAACCGUUCUGUUAGCUACAGCUGUCGUCUUAGUGGAAGACGAUGCAGGCAAGGUGUUCCAGGCAAGGGCUUUAUUGGACUCAGGCUCCGAAUGCAACUUCAUGACAGAAGGGCUCUGUCAACUUAUGAAGGUGUCUCGAAAACGGUCGAACAUUUCUGUUCUUGGAAUCGGUCAAUCAAAUACCACGGUCAAGCAUCAGGUGUCAGCGGUCGUACGGUCAAGAACAUCGGACUUUUCUCGGCCGAUGGAUUUCUUAAUAUUACCCAAGGUUACCGCGGAUCUACCGACAACAAACGUGACGGUUUCUGCGUGGAAAUUCCCGCAGGGCGUGGAACUAGCAGAUCCAGCGUUUUUCAAAUCAACAUCAUUGGAUGUGGUGCUAGGAAUACAGCACUUCUUUUCAUUUUUCCCGAGUCAGACCAAGAUUCCGUUGGGCGAAGGUUUACCCAUGCUGAUUGAGUCAGUGUUUGGCUGGUUGGUGACAGGUUCGGUAGAAAGUCAAGCUUCUUCGUCGCGCAUCAUCUGUAAUACGGCCUCCAAGGUGGAUCUGGAUGAACUUCUUACUCGUUUUUGGUCUUGUGAGGAGAUAGGGUCUCCGAACAAUUAUUCCCCGGAAGAGCAACGCUGCGAGGCGCAGUUUGCUCUAACCAAGUACAGAAGUUCUACUGGGCGAUACACCGUUGCACUACCGAAGGACGAAAAGAUAUUGGCAACCAUUGGCGAGUCGCGGGAGAUGGCUUUCCGUCGACUUCAGUCCCUGGAACGUAGACUGGAAAAGGAACCAGAGCUACGUCAACACUACCACGGUUUUAUGGCAGAAUACCUGGAGCUCGGGCACAUGCGUAGGGCGAAUGUGGGUCCCGAGAAACGUGUUUAUCUUCCUCAUCACCCGGUCAUAAAGCAGGCAAGCACAACAACCAAGGUGCGCGUUGUGUUUGAUGCAUCAUCCAAAAGCAGUAGCGGUAUAUCCUUGAACGACGCCUUAUUGGUUGGACCCGUAAUCCAGGACGAGCUUCGAGCUCUCAUCAUGCGUUGUCGGAUGAAACGAGUCAUGAUUAUAGCGGACAUAGAGAAGAUGUUUCGAAAGAUUGGUAUAUGCGAAGCUGAUAUGCCCCUGCAAAGCAUCCUUUGGAGAACGGAUACGAAGAAGGAGGUUGAAACCUACGAGUUGGCAACCGUGACGUAUGGCACGAAACCUGCGCCAUUUCUAGCGACCAGAACGUUGAAACAGCUGGCGAGCGAUGAGUACAAUCGAUUCCCAAACGCAUCUAAGGCAUUGGUAGAUGACGUCUACAUGGACGAUGUUAUCACAGGCACCGAUACCGAGAGUGAUGCAAUAAAAUUGUGCGCAGAUCUUAUCAAAUUGGCAGACAGUGGUGGUUUCCGUCUUAGGAAGUUCGCAUCCAACUCAGCAGCAGCUUUAAGAGAGGUGAAAAUCGAGGAUCUUGCUCUCCCGCAAACCAAUGAGAUCAAUUUGGAUCCUGAUCCAUCGGUGAAAACAUUAGGACUGGUCUGGCAGCCACAUAAGGACUAUUUUCGCUUCAACUUCACCAUUGAACAAAUUGCGGCAAAGGAAAGGUUGUCUAAACGGAAAAUCCUAUCAGCUAUCGCUAUGCUAUUCGACCCCCUCGGUCUCGUAGGAGCAGUUACAACGAGUGCAAAAAUCUUCAUGCAGCGUUUAUGGCGGCUGCAGGAAGACGGGAAAACCCUCGGUUGGGAUCAUCCAGUUCCGAUUGAAGUAGAGGAAGAAUGGCGAAGUUUCCAUGGACAGUUAUCAAUACUGAAUAACCUGAAAAUCCAGCGAUGUGCAGUUUUACCAGAGGCGGUCAAUAUGGAGCUGCAUUUCUUCUCGGAUGCGUCCGAGCGUGCGUAUGGAGCGUGCGCUUACGUCAAGAGUAUCGACAAACAUGGAAGGUCUGUCGUAUGUUUGCUAGCAGCAAAAUCAAAGGUAGCACCGUUAAAAUCCCAAUCCAUUCCGAGGCUAGAGCUGUGUGGAGCGUUUUUGUCGGCGGAAUUAUCUGUUAAGGUACGCGAAGCUUUGAAAUUGGAGAUCGACAUGCAUUUCUGGACAGAUUCUACGUGUGUUCUUCAAUGGUUGAAGGCAAUUCCUGCGACGUGGUCCACUUUCGUAGCUAACCGUGUUGCGAAAAUACAAACGAUUACGGAAAACUGUACUUGGAGACAUGUUCCUGGCUUGCAAAAUCCAGCAGACCUUAUCUCACGAGGUAUGGACCCAAAUCAGAUAGAGGGAUGCAGUCUUUGGUGGAAGGGCCCUGAAUGGUUAGGGCAAAAUCAUUAUCCGGAGCAGCCAGGCACCUUGGAGUCUCAAAUAGCAGAAGAGGAAAUUCGUCGUACCGCACAUCCAACCACCAGUCGAGUAUCAGACUUCAGUGAAGACUAUGUUCGAAGGUUUUCGUCAUAUACCAAACUAAUACGCAGUACCGCUUAUUGGAUGCGGCUCAUGCGUAUUCUCAAGAAAUCUGAAGAGAACUGCAAAAAUUUACUAACCGUCGAAGAAUUGGAACAAGCAGAAUUUUCUAUCAUCCGCUGCAUCCAGCAAGAAUCGUUUCCUGCUGAGUGGAAGGCGUUAAUGAAAAACGAAAACGUACAUCGAAGUUCACCACUUAGAUGGUUUACCCCACGAAUAUCAUCAGAAGGACUAAUUCGCGUGGGAGGCAGAUUAGGAAGAUCCAUGGAAUCGGAAAAUACGAAGCACCCAAUUGUGCUACCAGCUAAACAUCCGUUUACUAAGAUGUUAUUCGAGUACUAUCACAUCAAGCUACUUCAUGCUGGUUCUCAACUACUGCUAAGCACAGUGAGACUGAAGUAUUGGCCACUUGGUGGCAGAAAUGUUCCACGACAGGUUGUGCAUAGUUGCAUGAAAUGCUUUCGAGCGAAACCCAGCCCUAUUGAGCAGUUUAUGGGAGAACUACCUCAAGCACGUGUCACCGUAGCUCGGGCAUUUCUAAGGACAGGCGUCGACUAUUUUGGUCCAGUACACAUUCGGCCAGCUCCAAGAAAACCAGCGGUUAAGGCAUACGUGUCAGUCUUCAUUUGUCUGUGUACGAAGGCUGUACAUCUAGAACUCGUGUCCGAUUUAUCCACAGAACGUUUUCUCCAAGCUUUACGACGAUUCACCGGUAGAAGAGGAUACUGUUCAGACAUCUAUUCAGACAAUGGGACAAACUUUGUCGGAGCCCGAAAUUAUCUGCGAGAGAUCCUCAAACUGCUGCGCAACGAUCACCACAAGGAAGCAGUUUCGAAGGAGUGUGCGAACAACAAUAUCCAAUGGCACUUUAUACCCCCAGGAGCACCUCACUUCGGAGGACUCUGGGAAGCAGCAGUCAGAUCAGCCAAAAAACAUCUUUUGAAGGUUCUAGGAGAGAACGCGGUUUCAUUUGAGGACAUGACUACGCUUCUGGUGCAAGUAGAAAACUGCCUCAACUCCAGACCAAUUACAGCGUUAACGGAUGAUCCUGACAAUCUUGAGCCUCUAACACCGGGACAUUUUCUUAUUGGGGAACCCCUACAACAAAUACCGGAGAGAGAUGUUCGCGAUGUACCCUUGAACAGGUUGAACAACAAUCAAACGUUGCUGAAAAGAAUCCAACACUUUUGGGAUCGUUGGAGAGUUGAAUACCUGACGCAACUUCAAGGGCGAUUCAAAAGAUGGAAGACACCAAUUGAAAUCAAGAUCGGUCAGCUAGUUGUCAUCAAGGAUGAUAACUUACCACCAAGUCGUUGGAAGAUGGGACGAGUAGAUCGAGUUUUUCCAGGACCUGAUGGAGUCGUAAGGGUCGUUACUUUGAAGACUGCAACAGGACUAUCCACGCGUCCAGUCGAAAAGCUUUGUGUUUUACCAGCGUCGUCUCAACCAGAUUACAAGCUGCCUAGUUUCUCGGAGGAAGAUCAGUAG